Molecule: messenger RNA, 1842 nt
Organism: Heterostelium album PN500
Lineage: Eukaryota; Evosea; Eumycetozoa; Acytosteliales; Acytosteliaceae
Product: short-chain dehydrogenase/reductase family protein
Exons: 4
Coding region: 1-1842 (613 amino acids)
Source: RefSeq, a predicted model, not a curated record
AUGGAAGAUAAAGUUUGCAUUAUUACAGGUUCAAAUGACGGAAUUGGAAAGGAAACAGCCAAGGCAAUGGCUAAACAUAUGAUGAAAGUUAUUAUGGCAUGUAGAAAUAUGGAGAAAUGUGAGGCUGCUGCCAAAGAGGUCAGAGCUGCAUCAAAGAAUGACGAUGUCGUUUGUAUGAAGUUGGAUUUGAAUUCAUUGCAAUCAGUGAGAGAAUUCGUACAGAAUUUCAAGGCCAUGAAUCUACCAUUGAACUAUCUGAUCAACAAUGCCGGUAUCUGGACUGGUACUCAUUCCACCACUGAAGACGGUUUCGAGACAAUGUUUGGUGUCAAUCAUCUCGGUCACUUCUUACUCACAAACCUCUUGCUUGACAAACUGGAAGCAAGUACCAACCCACGUAUUGUUGUUGUGGCAUCGCGUUCACAUGCACGUGCCAAUCUUAAUAUCAACAACCUCUCAGUGAGCGCCAAAGAAUACUCUUCAACACCAGACUACGGACGUUCAAAGUUGUGUAAUGUGAUGUUUGCCUAUGAGUUACAACGUCGUCUCGAUGCCAAAGGAUCAAAGAUCGUUGUUAAUUCACUUCAUCCAGGUGUUGUACACACCAAUCUGUUUAACACUUUCCCAAUGCUCGACAAGGUUGUCUUCCCAUUGGCGUCGCUCUUCAUGACCAAAGCAACAGAGUCAGCAGAGGCAAGCGAGGCAUUGGCACUUGGUACAGCUCCACAUCUCCAAGGUGUCAAAGGUAAAUACUUUAGUGUAAAAGAUCAAGUAGAAUCGUCUGCCUUCUCAAAGAAAGUAGAUAUUCAAAGACAACUCUGGGAGAAAUCAUGUGAAAUGAUAAAUAAACUAUUAUAUCGUAUUAAUAUCAAAGAUAAAAAAGGUGGUAAUGAUGGUAUAGGAAAAGCAACAGCUAAAGUUAUAGCUAAACAACCAAUUAAAUUAAUUAUAGCGUGUAGGAAUAUAGAUAAAGCUGCUGAUGCUGUCAAAGAGAUUAAAGAAUAUUCAAACAACGAUGAUGUGCAAUGUUUAAAAUUAGAUUUAGGUUCAUUUCAAUCAAUAAGAGAAUUUGUAGAAAGUUAUAAACAAUUGAAUAUUGGAAAUGUUGAUUAUUUGAUUAAUAAUGCUGGUGUGUACUUUAGUGAUACUGUGCUUACGAGCGAUGGAUUCGAAUCGAUGUUUGGUAUCAAUCAUUUGGGUCAUUUCUUGUUGACCAAUCUACUGUUACCGUUGAUGAGCGACGAUGCGAGAAUAGUGAUGGUGUCGUCACUGGCACAUCAACGUGCAUCACUUAACUUUGACGACAAACACUUUCCACCAAAGAACAACGGAUUCGUUGGCUACGGCCAAUCGAAACUCUGCAACAUAUUGAUGGCAAACGAAUUACAACGAAAACUCGAUGAGCGAGGUUCAUCGAUCGUAGUGAAUUCACUGCACCCAGGAACCGUACAUACCAGCUUCCUCAAAGGAUUAAAGAUAAUAGAUCGGUUCCUCUGGCCAAUCUUUUCUAGAUUCCUGACAAAAGUAGAAGAUUCAGGAAAUGCAGUGGCCAACCUGGCACUCGGCGAACUUCUAAUAUAUAAAGAUAAGAAAGCAAUCUAUUUCGACUUGACAAAACCCAGCAAAUCCAAUACAUUCUCUCAGCAACCAAAGAAUUCAAAAGAACUCUGGUUGAAAUCUUCAGCACUAGUUCAAUGUUCACCGGAAAUUACACUAAAUUCAACAACAGGAGCAGAUGUAACAACAACAACAAUAACAAUACCGACAACAAUAUCAACAACAACAACGACAACAGUAUCAACAGAUAGUAGUAGUCCGACUACUCCAAAUACAACUUUAUAG